This is a messenger RNA of Cavia porcellus (domestic guinea pig), 1316 nucleotides long. RefSeq names its product Cbp/p300 interacting transactivator with Glu/Asp rich carboxy-terminal domain 4 (gene Cited4). The transcript has a single exon. Gene Ontology annotation, cellular component: nucleus. The record is from RefSeq and is a predicted model, not a curated record. Gene Ontology annotation, molecular function: transcription coactivator activity. Gene Ontology annotation, biological process: regulation of DNA-templated transcription. Lineage: Eukaryota; Metazoa; Chordata; Mammalia; Rodentia; Caviidae. Bases 271 to 822 code for a protein of 183 amino acids.
AGCUCGCCUGGAGAGCGCGGUGCGCGCGUCUUGGAGCCAGACUGUGAGGCACUCACUGGUCUUUCGCGGAGCUACAGUACCCGGGAGAUCGCAGGAUCGUGGAACGCGGCGCGCAAAGCGUCCUGGGCUGGGCCGACGAAAGGGUCGGAUUCAGUUUCCUCUGCCUGGCUGAACUGCAGAGACCGCACGGUGCCCGGGGCUCCCGCCUCAGAGGAGCAGCUGGCUCGGGCCCCGGGGUCGCCCGCCUGCGCCCACCCUCCGUCCGCUGCCAUGGCCGACCACCUGAUGCUCGCCGAAGGCUACCGCCUGGUGCAGAGGCCGCCUCCGGGCGCUCCCGCCCACAGCCCUCACGCGCUCCGGACUCUUCAGCCAUACGCGGACCAGAGCGUGGACAGUGGGCUGAGGCCGCAGGGGGCUCCACUAGGACCGCCCCCUCCCCAAUCCGGGGCCCUGGCGUUCGGGGCUUUCGGGCCACCAUUCUCCUUUCAGCCCUUUCCUGCGGGGCCGCCACCCGCCGCCGGCAGCGCGCACCUGCAGCAGGUGGCCGCUUUGUAUCCGGGUCGCCAGACCGCUCCCCCGGGCGCCCCCGGAAGCCCCCCAGGCCUGCAGCCCACGCCCGGCGCCGCGGCCCCUCUGCAGCCCGCACACGCCCUGGGCAGCAUGGACGCCGAACUCAUCGACGAGGAGGCGCUGACGUCGCUGGAGCUCGAGCUCGGGCUGCACCGCGUGCGUGAGCUCCCGGAGCUCUUCCUGGGCCAGAGCGAGUUCGACUGCUUCUCGGACCUGGGGUCGGCGCCGCCCGCCGGCUCUGUGAGCUGCUGAGAGGCCUCGGCGUCCUAGAAGAGAAGCGAGCCUGAGUGCCCGCUGGAUCCCGCAGCUCGCGACGUGGCCCCGCACGCGCCCUCCGUGAGGGCGGUGGCCGCAAAGAGUGCAAAAGCCUAGCGGUGGGCGCGAUGCCGGGCUUGCCGCAAGGCCCUGCCUACUAUGGUGUGAAUGUGACUUCACUUCUCUGACCGGAGCCUCAGCGGUAAAGUGAAGUAGACUGUCGAGACUCGACGUUCUUAGCUUCUGGGUCCUGUCUUUUUCCUACCCCUCUCCAACCCCCAAUCUGAGCCAUUCAGGCCUCUCUGCCUGGUGUUCCUACUCCUCGAGCAACCCCCACUACCAGGAUGGGGUUCCCGGAGCCACCGUCCUUGAGCGCUCACCCUUGCUGGGCCUCCAGCCUGGGGAGGGGAAGAUGUACAGCCCGACCCCUGCGGAGUGGAGCAGUGCCCCAUCUGGCCUCCAAAACCAAAAUAAAACUGGGUCACUCUGCA